Molecule: messenger RNA, 2277 nt
Organism: Copidosoma floridanum
Lineage: Eukaryota; Metazoa; Arthropoda; Insecta; Hymenoptera; Encyrtidae
Product: protein apterous-like
Biological process (GO): regulation of transcription by RNA polymerase II; neuron differentiation
Cellular component (GO): nucleus
Molecular function (GO): RNA polymerase II transcription regulatory region sequence-specific DNA binding; DNA-binding transcription factor activity, RNA polymerase II-specific
Source: RefSeq, a predicted model, not a curated record
AAAAAAAAAAAAGAAAAAAGGGAGCUCGAGCUCGGUUAGGGUGUGCGUAUACGUGUCCAGCAGAGAGAGGCCCCACCACCAGCUUUCCUGGCGUCCGUCAGUCAAAGUAGCGUCGGCGGUGUGCUCGCAGGUGCCACCGGUGGUGUCACGCCACCGGGCGCGGCCUCCCAUCAUCCCCUGUCGUCUCGUUCCUCCGCGACCUCGUGCUCGCCCUCGUCCUCCGCGUCCUCGGGAUCUCGGAGCAGCAGUUGCGGCCUCACAGCUGCUAACCAGCAGCACCACCAACAACAACAAGCCACCCUGAUGGGAGUUUAUGAGGAGCGCGCCCCUCCUACAACCGGCAUGCACUGGCAGCCGGCUAACACGCAGGAGCGCGGCAGUGGUUUGUCACUGGGUUGCCAGGGUGGCCCGGGAGCCGGGGUCGUCGGGGCGGUGGUCGUGGGGACGGGCAGCUCCGAUCAGACGCGCGACCUCAGCCCGUGCCUGCCGGCCUCGAUGGGCGACGCCGCGCGGCCCACCAACCUACCCUCUAGUCCCACACCGCAGCAGCAGCAGCAGCAACAGUCUCACCACCACCACCAACAACAACAACAGCAACAACAGCAACAGCAACACCAGCAGUGCGGCCAAGCCGGUCACACGAGCUUGCACCAGACGCACUGCGGUACCAAUAAUAAUUGCUACGACGCUGCCGGCGCUACCCCCUACGAUUCCAGGGAUUACGGAUCACCGGGAGACUCGGAGUAUCGAAACAACUACGAGCACCCGAACGACCUGAGCAUGGCACCGCAGAGCCACCACCACCACCAUCAGCAUCAUCAUCAUCACCAGCAGCACCAUCAGCACCACCAGCAGACGAUACUGCACCAGUCGCAGGGUUUACCCGCGAACCCGUCCUCGGAGCAGCACCAGCAGCAGGUGGCUCAGCUACAGCAUCAGCACAGCGGGGAGAUGCACGCGGUGCCGAAGCUCGAGCCACCGUCGACGCCGCCGUCGCACCACGAGCACGAGUUAUGCGCCGGCCCGUACGUGUGCGCCGGCUGCGGCCUCAGGAUCGCCGAUCGGUACUUUCUCCAGGCGGUCGACAGAAGGUGGCACUUGUCCUGCCUCCAGUGCUCCCAUUGCAGGCAGGGCCUCGACAACGAGAUCACCUGCUACAGCAAGGACGGCAACAUUUACUGCAAAAAGGACUACUAUCGGAUGUUCGGCAUGAUGAAGCGGUGCGCGCGCUGCCGGGCGGCCAUCCUCGCCACGGAGCUGGUGAUGCGGGCGCGGGAGCUCGUCUUCCACGUGCGGUGUUUCUCGUGCGCCGCGUGCUCGGUGCCCCUGACAAAGGGCGAUCACUUUGGUAUGCGCGAGGGCACCGUCCUCUGCCGCAUGCACUACGAGCUCGGGGCCGAGAUGCACCCCUCCCAGUCGCCACCCGUGCCCGUCUACCCCCCGGGGCCCCACUACCCCGGCCAAAGCUUCCCCUCGCCCGAGUUCCUCCACCACCACCACCACCACCACCACCCGAUACACCAGCCCGCUGCACCGCAUCAGCCCCAACAGCAGCCCCAACAGCAGCAGCAGCAACAGCCGCAGCACAGCCCGGCGAGCUUGCAGCCCGCAACCCCCUCGGGGGCGGGCAUGCCCGAGCACGCGACCGGAGUCGGCUCGCCGCCAAAGAUGUACUUCAACGGGGCGUCGAGCGUCGGGGCCGCGACCGCGGUGACUGUGUCGGCCGCCGUUGCUGCGGUGCCCGCGCCCAGGCAGAAGGGCCGGCCCAGGAAGAGGAAGCCCAAGGACCUCGAGGCUAUGACCGCUAGCCUGGGUGAGUCAUAUUUGAACGCGGAUUACAUAGACAUGCCGUUCGGACGGGGGGGUCCGGGUACGCCGGGCAUGCCGGGCUCGAACAGCCGGACCAAGCGGAUGCGCACGAGCUUCAAGCACCACCAGCUGAGGACGAUGAAGAGUUACUUUGCCAUCAAUCACAAUCCCGAUGCCAAGGACCUCAAACAACUGUCCCAGAAGACCGGCCUGCCCAAGCGAGUGCUGCAGGUGUGGUUCCAGAACGCAAGGGCCAAGUGGCGGCGGAUGGUCCUCAAGCAGGAGGGCAAGUCGGACAAGUGCGGCCCGGGCGGUGUCCUCGGGCCUGGUGGAGUCGACUCGGGCAGCCUCAGCGAGCUCGACAUGUACGGCAGCAGUGCCGGCAGCGGUGGGCCCCCCAUGAGUCCGCCCUUCGUCCUCGGCGGCUCUCACAGUCCGGCCUCGCUGGGCUCCUUGGAUUGCGCGUGA